CUCGCUCUCUCUCUCUCUCGGUUGUUCUACAGUAUCCUUCUCCUUAGCCGUGAGUCUCGUUCAGGAAAAUCUCAUAAUCAGGUCACAUUUCAGUGUAGAUCCACCAUCCAUAUCUACCCGGGAGGAAGGAUAACCAGAAAGAGUGUGGGAGAGAGGGAGUGUGUUUGAGAGAGAGAGAGAGAGAGGGAGAGGAAGAAGAAAAAGAGAGAGCGAGCGUACCCCACUUUAAGAAAAUAGGCAGCCAUGAUCGGCAUUGGGAAUUUGGGGUAUCUCCUUGUCCCGCUCCUGGUUCUGGCGGGCUCUUCCAAGCAAGGGGACGUGAAAAGUGUGAAAGACACCGAAAAUGCGGGGAGCUUCAUGGAGGAUGAGCAAUGGCUGUCCACCAUUUCCCAGUACAGCCGCAAGAUCAAACACUGGAAUCGCUUCAGAGACGAUGAUUAUAUCCGAACCUGGGAUGACAAACAGAGUUCAGAUGAAAAUGUGGACACCACUAAGGAUCCAUGCCUGAAAGUGAAAUGUAGUCGGCACAAGGUCUGCAUUGCCCAGGGAUACCAGAGAGCGAUGUGCAUCAACCGCAAGAAACUGGAGCACAGAAUCAAACAGCCUGCAUUGAAGCCACAUGAGAACUGCAAAUCCUGUCCAGUGUCUGCUUCUGCCCCUGUAUGUGGUUCAGAUGGUCAUAACUACGCUUCUCAGUGUAAACUGGAACAGCAGUCUUGCUUAAGUGGAAAGCAGUUGACGGUGGCCUGCACAGGGCAAUGCCCCUGUAUAACAGAGCCUACAAUGUCCCUGGAUGAUAGCGAGAAGCACGAGAGCUGCACAGGCCAGGAUCUAGCAGACCUGGGUGAUCGCCUCAGAGACUGGUUCCAGCUGCUACAUGAAAACAGCAAACACAACAACUCUGGAAAACCUGGCGUGAGCACAACAACAGCACUAGACAAGAGUCUUGUUGCCAGUUGCAAGGAUUCUAUUGGCUGGAUGUUCUCCAAACUGGACACCAACAACGAUUUAUAUCUGGACCAGUCCGAGCUGACAGCAAUCAAUCUAGACAAGUAUGAAAUCUGCAUACGGCCUUUUUUCAACUCCUGUGAUGCAUACAAAGAUGGACAAGUUUCAACUGCUGAGUGGUGCUUCUGCUUUUGGAGAGAAAAACCUCCCUGCCUAGCUGAAUUGGAAAAAAUCCAGGUGCAAGAGGUUGCAAAAAAGAAACCUGGUAUGUAUAUUCCCAGCUGUGAUGAAGAUGGUUAUUACAGAAAGCUACAGUGUGACCAGAGUAAAGGCGAAUGCUGGUGUGUCGAUCAGCACGGUGGUGAACUGGCAGGAUCCCGUAUCCAUGGCAACCCUGACUGUGAUGAUCUGGUUGGAUACUCUGGGGAUUUUGGAAGUGGAGUGGGAUGGGAAGAUGAAGAGGAGAAGGAGGUAGAAGAGAAUGCUGAAGAGGCGGAAGAGGAGGAGGGUGAAGCAGGAGAAGCGGAUGAUGGGGGCUACAUAUGGUAGAACAAUGUUACUGUCUGCAGUAGAGUGUUGGUGGCCAUGUUGGGAGAGCAGCUCUAGCUCUUGCAGGAAGGAUCACAGGUAAACAUUAAAUAAGGGCAGGCUCUUAACCACAUACAGUACAGCAUUGACUCUGAAGAAGAUCAGACUUUGUCUUAAUAUGUCUAUAACUUGCAAAUUAUUAUUGUAGUGCAUACAAUGAAAUUCCAGCGAGAUGAUUUCCCACCCCAAAUUAGAAAAUUCACCCUUUUUUCUUGGUUAUCACCUGGAAGCUUCCAUGUCUUUUUCAAAAAUAAUCCACACACCCAUGACAUUUGUCAAACAUUGUGUCAACUACAGGUAUAGGAGACAUGUCGUGUGUUAGGAGUUCCCUGUGGAAGGUAGUUACAGGAGCAACAUAUAAAGUCUUGCGAAAUAUAAUUUGUGUUUGUCAAACAUUUGUGCUUUGCUGCUGGCUGCUUUAUCUUCUCCAGUAAAAUACGUAUAUAUUUGGUUGUUGUCACCAUGACAGGUGAACCAGUUUUCUUUUUUUUACUUGACCUGUUACAGACUAACAUGCCUCAAAGGGAUAAGUGCUGCUGACCGCCAGUUCAUAGGGUAUAAAAAAAGGAAGCAAAAAGCUAAAUGUGCCAGCUGAUAGAAUUCCAAGUGGCCUUUUGUGGGCAGGCAGAGAAAGAAAAAACUGUCUGCCAGAGAGAUGUCUGUCAUGUCAUCAAGCAUGUCUCGUGUGGCUUAUUAAUUAUGCAGGGAUGCCACUGUAUGCCGCAUUUCUUUCAGAAACCAGAGAGUUGAACUUGUGAAUAAAUCUAUUUAGAAAGACCAAAUCACCAGUUCAACAGCAAUGAAGCUGCCUGGUCAACAGGAAUGCCCGUUCUUUGGCCAACUUUGAAUCAUUUGAUCUAACAUGACAAACCAGCUUGUUGAUUCUGCUUUUUUGUUCCUUACCCUGCCUGUUAACUCGCAUCAAGCCAAAAUACAUCAAAGACUUUAGAAAAUGAAAUCAUAAUGUCAGGAAUUGGAGCCUAGGACAAGCCAAAGUCACAAUGUCCUAAUUCAUGCUUUUCUAAAAUCAUGUCACAAUAGCUUUUGAGGGAACCCCAGGGUUUAAAAAAAAAUUUCAUACUAAGCAUAUUGCAGUCGUUCACCCAUGCAGACUUCUCAAGUUUACAUUUCAUUAUUUAACACAAAUGCUUCACCACGCAGAUUGAGGUGAGCCCCUACCCAUAACGACACCCCCUCAAAUCAGUUUUGUAUCCCCCAUUCAUUGCAUCAAUUCCUAGCUCAAAGUAAAUCUCCAUAAUCUCUGUUAUCAAUUAAUUUAUGAAUCAAUAAUUUGUAGGAAAGAAGAGUUCUCCGGUAAGCUAUUUUCUCAUAAUUACUACAUUAAUACUCAUUUUAUUAUGAACCUUUCAUUUGCUCACAGUUUUGAGAAAUUCAUGAUAAGAAUUUUAAAACUAUUGCUCUCCAGGAUCUGGACUGCAAACGGCUUUGGUCCUAAAAACACAGCCUUGUGUAGUUCAUUCAUUUAAACAAUACAUGGCUGCACAGCUAAGCACUGAAGCGGACAAUUAUAAUCUGACAAGGAGAAAGUAUAAUAAAGCCAAAUUGUAAAAAUUGUGCCAGAAUUUACAAUUGAGCAGCACGGUGAUGCCAUGACUCUGCUCUGAACACCAACUUUAGCCUCCUUGAGCUCACUUGACUAAUUCACUUGGUUUUCCACUUGAUGGCUGGCCUGGUCAGUGUAAGGUUUUCGGUUUGGUUGAGGAAUACACUGAAUUGUGAGCGCAGGUACGUUAGCGUCGUUGCAAACCUGAGCAGUGCAGGGAUGUUCUUUAACCACAGCAGGAUGAGGGUCUCGUUUUCCUGCAAGGAUGAUCAGUACACGUUUGUAGAUUUAUGUCCAUGCAUGUGUGACACCAAUCUUUCACACUCUAUGAGGAAGAUAAUCAGACAGCAGUACUUAUACCCUAGUAAAUAAAAUAAGAAAAUAACACACCUCCUGAAGGCUACUAAAGAUACCAAAUAUACUUACCACAGUGCCUACCCUAAGCUUACUUCCUUUUCUUCUGGCUUUGUCUGGUCGGGAAUAAUCGAUAACCAGGACUGGUGCAAGUAACCUUGUAAAAAUGCCAAGGCUGUUUGAAUUCCACCUCUUUAGGUCUGUAAGUAAUGUAACAGCUCGACGUACUUACUUACUUACUUGGAAACAUUAUACCUGGGUGCCACCACUAAUGGGGAACUGGUAGAAGUAACUACAUCCGAAGACCAUAUUCAGUGGGAUUUAGAAUUAUUAUUGCCAUUCCUUUUAAUGCUUUCUAUAGCUAAGGGAAACAAUAAGGAAUUCUUUCAAUUUUGCACGUACGUAGCCAUAAAAUAGUAAGCAAUGCAUUCAUAGAAACAAAUUUCCAGUGUCGAUAGAAGAAAAAGUUACAAUUCAAUUCUUGUAAGUUCCAGGAAAUAAAUAACAUCUCUUGUCAAAAAUGUAAAGGUCUUCAAAACUGUUAUUUUUCUACAACAAUGUCUUCAGAUGGGGCAGAGCAGUCAAAGGAAGUGAAUAAUAUCCAUUGUGCCACAUGGUAAUAGUGUGACAAAGAGACCAGACAAAAUUCUAAAAACAAUUAAAGCGCAAAUGUGGUGUUUCUGUGUUGUGUUUGCAAAAUGUAUGUGUUAAUGAAAAAAAAAACAAAAACUGGCACUCAGCCCACCCACAAACAUGGCAUUUUUAGACAUAUUUGUUGUGCAUUGCAUCUAAUAUGAAUCCCCCUCACACAAAAAAAAAAGUAUGAUUUUUCCGAAGAGUCCUGAUUAAGACACAAUGCAUCUUUAUAAGAGAGAAAAAGCUUGACUCCCAACAUGGCACCUUUUUAUAUCGAUACAAAAGUUAUUUGUAUUAACCCUUUUGAGAAAAUGGCAUACUCCUAGGGUAGGAUUCUAACAUUUCAACCAAACUCUGUGGUACUCAUCUACACAGGAUGUGCGCCCAGCGUGCUCUGAUGUUUAUAUAGAAACUAUUUCAGAAAUCACAUCACUUUUUUUCUAAUGCUUUGCACUCUGGUGUCUGGAAACUCUAUAACCACGUACCCUUUUUUGGCAUCUCCUGCAGAUCCUUUCAUUUUCUAGGACUCCUAAAGUGUGUAAGGUGCAUGAAUUUGAAUACCUGGCAUCUACUCUUAAAGAAAUGUUAAGUUAGUUUAGCAUAUUGAGAAUGUCAAAACGCUCCCAGGUCACCUAAAAUAAAUAUUCCUGCAGGCAAAUUUGUUUUUGCAAGGCAAGUGUUUGUUUCCACAGAUUAAGAAAAAAAACAGUGCAGCGCUACUGAGACAUGUCUCCUUGUAAAAGCAGCGGCACAGGAUGUCGAAUGUCGAGCCCCAGCUUGAGUGCUUAAGGGCUGCAGUAUCUCCAGGUUUCCUCUUCUGCUUUUAAUCUCCCAUUUGCUGCCACUUGAGCAGGUUCAGUCAUAUUUAUAAGAGUGUGACUUGAGUAAGUCUAGGUGACAGAAUGAAAGAUUUGGCGCUGAACAACUGAGAAGAUAAAUGAUGUUAACUAAGGGACCGUAGGUAAAAGGAAAGAAAAACCUGGACGAGGCGGCGGUCCUUGACAACUUGCACUAAAGAGCUGUGAUUGAGACUAGAAAGUAAACGAUGUCAAAAAGGCAACGAGCACUCCAGACCUCACUAGAAAGUGUAUGUGUGGUUUGUUUCAAAACAGGGUUCCUCGUAUGGUCGUCCAUAGUUUUAACUCAAAAUGCACCGAAACAUGCAGAUGUGAAGUGUACAUAAUUGACAUAACACCACAGUAUCAUGAGCUUAACUUACACGAUGCAUAAUCUUUGUGAUUAUUCUUCUUAGAAAUUGGAUUUUGCUCUUCUUUUACUUUGCUUGAGCUAUCUCUGUACAAAGAAUUGUAUUCAAUGCUGAAGCGCUUUGUGUCACUGUGGUGAAACAUUUCUGCCGGGCCUAGGUAUGCCGCAGGAACAACUUUGGUGUUUUCCCACAUCUGCUGAUCCAACGGUGCUGUUGUAUUCAGAUAUAUUUAGUAUUACGGAAAAACAACACCAGUUAGCAUAAUCGAUCCAGAUUUAUUUUCAUUGUCACAACGCAAUGCGUCAUCCUUAUAAUAAACAGAUCUUUCUGAUUUAACUUUCUUAAAAGGUUAUACUUUAAAAUGUGCCACUACAAAUACUGUCCUCAUUAUCCUACUUGAACUAAUUUUUAUGAUUAAUAUGAUUAGUAACGAGAAUAAUAUGUAUGUUACUUGAGGUUUUGUGUAUACUUGAACUUCAUUAUGAAUAUGUUUUUCUCCUCAUUUAAUUGUAAUCAUUUUGUUUAUGCCUGCCACAGAACAUGGUAUAUAAUCUAGGUUGUUUCUAGAAGUGCAUGUUAGUGAAAUGUAUGUAGUUUUACAUGUUUUCAGCACUUUAACAUUAAAUGGCAAUUUGCCUGAGGCCUCUUGCAUUAAUAUUACACUGUCAACACCCUGCUGGCCGAACUGAAGAGAAAAAAACUACCGAUAAUGGCACUGUACUUUCUAAAGAUUCAUUUCUGGUAAGCCGCAUUUCUGUUUUUUAUGUUUGUAAAAUGAUAAUAUAAAAAUGUUAUUCCAUCCAUGGUGGUAAAUGUGCAAUCAGUAAAUUCAAUUUUUAUUAAAGGUUUAUUCAUUUAAACUUUA
Erpetoichthys calabaricus (reedfish) is the source of this 6162-nucleotide messenger RNA. RefSeq names its product SPARC (osteonectin), cwcv and kazal like domains proteoglycan 2 (gene spock2). The transcript is spliced from 10 exons. Gene Ontology annotation, molecular function: protein binding; calcium ion binding. The record is from RefSeq and is a predicted model, not a curated record. Bases 244 to 1497 code for a protein of 417 amino acids. NCBI's taxonomy places the organism in Eukaryota, Metazoa, Chordata, Cladistia, Polypteriformes, Polypteridae.